AUGAUAGCUUGCAUAGCGUCAAGGAUCGUGCCGGUGUGUUUGGGAGCGGUAGGGGUGAAGGCGGUGGUGGCGCAAAGUGAGGCGAGGAUAUUUUUUAGUAACUCAGUGGUGACUGGGGAUAUUUAUCCGCUGGAUUCAGAGGUUAGGGUUUGUGAUGAGUCUAGGAUGGGGGAUGUCGCGAUAGUGGAGUUGAGGGAAGAGGAUCGUGUUUUGGUUAAUCAUACUACGGAGAAAGAGUAUAAGCUUAAGGCUACUGGUGACACUGGGCCUGUUAUUGAUGCGUGGGAUUUUUGCUUAUGCUAG
Messenger RNA from Eruca vesicaria subsp. sativa (arugula), 303 nucleotides. Lineage: Eukaryota; Viridiplantae; Streptophyta; Magnoliopsida; Brassicales; Brassicaceae. The record is from the annotation of a GenBank genome assembly.